Molecule: messenger RNA, 828 nt
Organism: Pterocles gutturalis (yellow-throated sandgrouse)
Lineage: Eukaryota; Metazoa; Chordata; Aves; Pterocliformes; Pteroclidae
Product: zinc finger protein 692-like
Exons: 6
Biological process (GO): regulation of transcription by RNA polymerase II
Cellular component (GO): PcG protein complex; transcription regulator complex
Molecular function (GO): RNA polymerase II cis-regulatory region sequence-specific DNA binding; DNA-binding transcription factor activity, RNA polymerase II-specific
Source: RefSeq, a predicted model, not a curated record
AGCCCAACCUCCUCCCCGCCGACGCCCUUCAGCGCCUGGUCGUCCUGUCCCACGGUCACGGCCAAGAAUGCGGUUUCAUCCCCGACGUCAAGCUCCCAGUUCCGGGCAGCUCAUCCCAACUGGUUUGGGAGUGCGUGGCCGGUCACAGCUUCUCCUGGGGUGUCCCCAAGGUGCCGGGGGACCCCCAAACCGGCCACCGAGGAGAUGACCAACUGGGGGCCAGGGGGUGUAGCUCCCCACCCAUCACCGGCUGCCGGCGGUCGCUCCGACGUGCCGGGCUGGUUGCCCAGUUGGGAACUGGGAAGGGUGAAAAUGAACUGGAGGGAGCUGCUGGGUCACCCGGUGGUGAUGGGGAGCGGAGGGAAGAACUUGGAGGUGAUGGUGAUGAUGGUGGCACAGCUCCCCAAGUGCCGACGGAGGCGGGAACCGCGGGAAAAGCCGACGAGAGCGCGUCCGUCCCGGCGGAGAAAGCGGAGGAUGAGCCACGAGAAGAGGAGGAGGAAGAGGAGGAUGAGGACUUUGCCGAGGACGAUGACCUCGCCUACACCGAUGAUCUGCGCGAUGAGAACUACCAGCCGUCUCUGGACGGCUUCAAGAGGCGACCGCGGGCGUGCGACGAGGACGUGGCGCAGAUCGGGCCCAAGAGGAUCAGGAUCCUCCUGUGCGACUUCGAAGGUUGCGGCAAGAUCUUCUCCAACCGCCAAUAUCUCAACCACCACAAAAAGUACCAACACGUCCACCAAAAGACCUUCACCUGCUCAGAACCCACCUGCGGCAAAUCCUUCAACUUCAAGAAACAUCUCAAGGAGCACGAGAAGCUGCACAGCG